AUGGCGCCCAAACGACCGGCCCCCGAGCCCAUCAUUCUCAUAUCCGACGAUGAGGACGACCAAACCCCGUCGCGCGGGGACAUUCGCCCGACCACGUUCAAAGCCAAGGUGGCGGCAUUCGCAUACAACCCCGCGGCGGACGAGCGCGAGACGAAACAGAAGCUUAGGCAGAUUUACGACGUUUUCGGCGACAGGUUCCCUUCGGAUAGGGUUCGCGGCGCGCUCAAGGCGUGUAAGAACGAUGUUGAAGCGGCCAUCGUGUACCUGGAAGAUCAGCAACGGGAUCCUCCACCUGAAUCUCCGUCUCUGCCUCCCCCGAAGCCGAAUGGACGACGACUCGUGUCUAAGGGGGCCAUGAAGGGUUCAGCCAGCAACCCUGUCCUGCUCUCUAGAGAUUCAUCCCCCGUUGCGUCACCCAGUCCGCCAAAGCAACCCAAGCGGCGUCUGGUUCAGGGCUUGCGGCGACGAAACGACUCAUUUUCUCAAGAAGUGGCUAGCCAGCCCGAGCCGCCUUCAAGUGACGAUCCACUGGUUAUCGACCUCGUGGAGAACGACAAAGAGGAUGAGUACGAGGCUGAGCUCUCGCCUGAGCCGGAGGACGACGACGACGACCGGGUCCUUAACUGCAUCAAUGAGAGCACAGCCAAAGAAUUGGCGGCGAUGACGGGCAUGAAAGAGAACCUCCUCGAGCCCCUCAUGGAGAAGCGGCCGUUCAUUGACCUGGCGCAGGCCAAGCGCGUGAGCACAAACAAGAAACCUGGAGCGCGAAAGUCGGCCAGGGUCAGCAUCGGCGAGACCGUCGUCGAGGCCGUCGAGAUCUUCCUGAACGCAGUUUCCGCUAUUGACGAAGUUGUUGCCCAAUGCGAGAUCAAAGCACAGGCUGUCAAGAGUGUUAUCGACACCUGGGACCUGGACACUUUCGGUCAUCACAAGCGCAGCGAGCGCGCCACUCCCGACAGGGACUUGCCUCCGACACCCACCAGCGUUGGCAGUUCACGGUACACGCGGCCUCCAAUCCCCCAACAACCCCAUAUAAUGGACGGACACUGCGUGAUGAAGUCGUUUCAGCUGUUUGGCCUGAACUGGAUGUCGGUGCUGUACAACUACGACAUUGGCUGCAUCCUCGCCGACGAGAUGGGACUCGGCAAGACAUGCCAGGUCAUUUCCUUCAUCUCCCACCUUGUCGACGAUUACCAAGUCAACCCUCGUGGAAGGCGGCCGUGGCCCAACUUGAUCGUCGUGCCACCAAGCACGUACAACAACUGGCUGAUUGAGUUUGACAAGUUCGCGCCCGAUUUAUCCGUCGUCGGGUACCGCGGGUCCCAGAGUGAGCGUGCAGAAAUCGCCUGGGACAUCAAGCAUGAGCCUGAAGCAUACCACGUGGUCCUCGCAACGUACUCUCAGAUCAACUCGGAGGACGACAUUGAGGCGAUGCAAUCGAUACGCGUCAACUGCGCCGUGUUUGACGAAGGGCACAAGAUGAAGAACCCAGAAACGAAGAUUUAUCGCGACCUCAAGAGGAUUCCGGCAGCGUGGAAGAUGUUGCUCACAGGCACUCCUGUUCAGAACAACCUCAUGGAGAUGACGGCAUUGCUCAGCUUCAUCAACCCGCAGAUGUUCUCCGGGUGCAUGGAGCACAUUCGCUACAUCUUUAGCCAGAAAGUAACCAUUCGGGACGUGUCUAACGGGGCGUUCCUAUACAGCGAGCGAGUCAAGCGGGCUCGUACCAUCUUGGAGCCCUUCAUCCUGCAACGACGCAAAGAUCAGGUCCUGUCGGAUAUGCCGCGCAAGAUCAACACGGUUGUCCAGUGCGAGAUGACGGAGACACAGGAGCCCGUAUACCGAGAAUACGAAGAGACGUUCAAGCUCGAGCCGUCGCAACGCGUUGGGCGUGCGCAGGGCCGGCAGAACGAUCAGAACAACGUGUGGAUGCAGCUCCGGAAGGCGGCCCUGCACCCGCUGCUGUUCAGGCGCCACUUUACGGACGAGAAGGUCGAGGCGAUGGGCAGAAUUCUGAUGGAUAGGGUCCCGCAGUCAGAACUCCAUCAAACGGAAAUCCGGCACCUGGUCCAGGAGCUCAAGAACUCGUCCGACUUUGAGCUCCAUCUUUGGUGCCGAGACUACCCCAAGCUGCUGAAGCAGUUUGACAUACCGGCGGCCGCAGAGCUCGACAGCGGCAAGGUCAGGAAGCUGCUGGAGCUCAUUGAGCAAUACCAGAAGAACGGAGACCGGGUGCUCGUCUUUAGCAAGUUCUCGCGGCUCAUUGAGCUCCUGCGGGAAGUACUCGCGCUUCAGGGCAUCGACCACCGGAUCCUCAUGGGCAACACCAACGUGGCGGAGCGGCAGACGCUGAUUGACGAAUUCAACGACGAUGCGUCGAUCCCCGUCUUUCUGCUCACGACGGGCGCCGGAGGAACGGGCAUCAACCUGACGGCGGCCAACAAGGUCAUCAUAUUCGACCAGUCGGACAAUCCCCAGGACGACAUCCAGGCGGAGAACCGAGCGCACCGACUGGGCCAGAAGCGGGACGUCGAGGUCGUGCGGCUGAUCUCAUCGGGUACGAUGGAGGAGCUCAUCUACAAGGCGUGCCAGAAGAAGAUUGAGCUCGCCAACAAGGUGACGGGAGCCGUCGAGGAGGACGAGAGCGAGGCGGGCGCCAACCUCGAGCAGGAGGUGCGCAAGAUGAUGGAGGCCCAGGAGAAGAUGACCCCGCCGUAG
Purpureocillium lilacinum is the source of this 2718-nucleotide messenger RNA. RefSeq lists its product as uncharacterized. Lineage: Eukaryota; Fungi; Ascomycota; Sordariomycetes; Hypocreales; Ophiocordycipitaceae. The record is from RefSeq and is a predicted model, not a curated record. Gene Ontology annotation, cellular component: nucleus. Gene Ontology annotation, molecular function: ATP binding; DNA binding; protein binding.